Molecule: messenger RNA, 2397 nt
Organism: Tachyglossus aculeatus (Australian echidna)
Lineage: Eukaryota; Metazoa; Chordata; Mammalia; Monotremata; Tachyglossidae
Gene: MFRP
Product: membrane frizzled-related protein
Exons: 19
Coding region: 1-2397 (798 amino acids)
Molecular function (GO): protein binding
Source: RefSeq, a predicted model, not a curated record
AUGCAGAGCAGGCCUCGCCGCUUCUCAUCUUCUCAUCGUUUAAGCCUAACGGCGGGAGCCACAGCCUGCCUCUUGAGCAUCCCCGGGAGACUGACCAGAGGCAGCGGCACCCCCCUGGAAACCAGCCGCGUGGAGGGGGGAGACCCGGACCCCCAGCUCUUCAACCUGGACCGGGCUCGGCUGGCCUCACCCUCAUCAUCCUCCAGCAGCGUGAACAGAGCAGCCCAGACCGGAGUCGCCCCACCGCUGCUCACCGCGGCGGGACAGGCGGCGGAAGACCCUCAAAACCAGCCGCUCUCAUUUGAGGCCCCGCUGUUUUAUUUGAAGUCCCCGAACAACGCCGCGCAAGUGGAGCGGCAUCAGCCUGGAUCUCCUUCCCAGCAAGGCCGUCACGGCGGAAGCAAUCGCGAUUCCAGAGACAAAGGCCUGGAGGAAAUGAGGCGCGAGCCCAGAAGGCUACCAAGGAGGGUCACGCACAUCAGCAAGCUACGGGGCUCCCGACUGCGAGGCAACGUGCCACGCUCGGCCAUGAAGAACUACCAAGAUAUGACCCUCUGCGUGGAGACUCGGGAGCCGAGUAAGAUGGAGUUCUGCAACCCCGCCUUCGAACCCGAGGCCGGGCUGCCCACUCUGCCAGGGCCCCUGGGGGAGGCCGGGACCCCCCCUGACACCCGCUGGGAUGGCCGCUCCCACUCGAGACACCAGCCCGACUGUCGGUUUUCUUGGCUCUGCACCGGGUUGCUCUCCGCGCUGCUGCUGCUACUGCUGGGGCUACUGGUCGCCAUCAUCUUGAGCCAGCUGAAGUCGCCAGCCCCAGAUGGGGAGGGGCUCCCCAGCCUGGCCCCCGCCUAUGGACUGGCCAACACCACGGUCAUCAGCAGCCCCCAAGCCCCCUCCGACUCCGAUGCCCAGGGAGAGCUGGGCACCAGCCCCCCGCCACAGCCGGGUUGUGGAGGACUCCUGACGGGCCCGGAGGGCACCUUCAGCUCCCCCAACUACCCGUCCCCCUACCCUCCCAAUGCCCACUGUGUGUGGGUCAUUCAGGUGGCGCCUAAUCGGGUGGUGCAGCUGAAGGUUGAAACGCUGAGCAUGGAGGCCUUGCCUUCCUGCCUCUUUGACCGGCUGGAGAUCGCCCCAGAAGCCGAGGAGUCCCACCUGCUUGGGGGGCCUGUAGUCAGGAUCUGCGGGCAGGUGGCCCCCGCCACGCUCAACACCAACGCCAGUCGUGUCCGUGCCACCUUCGUCUCCGACGGCAGCGUGGAGGCCUCCGGCUUCCGGGCCUGGUAUCGUGCUGUGGUGCCCGGGGAGGGAGGCUGCGCCCAAGGAGAGUUCACGUGCGACCAGCUCCUCUGCCUGCUGCCCACCUCGGUCUGCGACGGCACCUUCAACUGUGCCGACCGGAGCGACGAGGCCGACUGCGGCGGCGGGUUCGUGGACUGCGGCGGGACCCUGACGGAGCUCCGGGGCUCCUUCCACAGCCCCAACUACCCACAGCCGUAUCCGCCCACGCAGGUGGCCCCCGCCACUCUCAACACCAAUGCCAGUCGUGUCCGUGCCACCUUCGUCUCCGACGGCAGCGUGGAGGCCUCCGGCUUCCGGGCCUGGUAUCGUAUAUGCCUGUGGAAGAUCUCAGUGCCCGCCGGGCACAUCAUCGAGCUGACGUUCAACAACUUCAGCCUGGAGGCUGAAGACCAUUGCCACUACGACUUCGUGGAGGUGUACGACAACGUGGGCAUCCACAGCUCUGGCUUCCUGGGCAGGUUCUGUGGUACCCAGCAGCCGCCACCCCUCACCUCCUCCCGCCACGUCCUGACUGUGCUGUUUGUGGCUGACGACGGGCUCGGUGGCUGUGGGUUCUCUGCCACCUAUCAGACCCUGAAUGCCACAGAAAAGACCUGUGGCUCCGAUCAGUUCUCCUGCCAGGAUGGGGCGUGCCAGGAUGCCCAGUGGGUGUGUGAUGGAUGGAAGGACUGCGCCGACGGCAGCGAUGAGUUCAACUGCAGCAGCUACCGUUCCUACCAGCCCCUCGAGUCCGUUUGCGAGCCCAUCCAGGUAGAGGUGUGCCAGGGUCUCAGCUACAACGGCACGGCCUUUCCCAGCGUCUGGAUGUCUCUCCCGGACCAACAAGGGGCGGUGAACGUGCUCAGAGACUUCACUAGCCUCGCCGACCUGGCCUGCUACCAGCCCUUCCGGCGGUUCCUGUGCGGACUGUACGUGCCGCGCUGCGUCCCGGGCGAAGGGGUCCUGCCUCCCUGCCGCCCAGUGUGCCAGGAGGCCGAGUGGCACUGCCAGCCUACCCUGGAGCUGCUGGGUCUCCCCUGGCCCUUCAACUGCGACAAGGCUGCCCGUCCUUCUGGAUCUCCACUGGCCAGUCCUCAGCCCCACCCGGUAGCCUGA